UUAUAAUGUGAGGGUAUGUGGAAUAAAAGUCAUGAUCUGCAAGGAAGCUUUCGUAAGGUUUCAUGGCUUACAGAUACAUGCACGAAGAGUGAGGAAUUUGCAACAUCAAAUGAAGCAGGGAUUUGCAGUGCCAAAAGAAGAUGGAAGAGGAAAACAUGGAAACUACCCACAUAAAUUUCAAGACGAAGCUGUACAAAGUGUUAGAGAAUUUCUCAACGCCAUACCAAAAUAUAACAGCCAUUACAGUAGGCAACAGAACCCCAAUAGAGUGUAUUUGGAUUGUGAUAUCAGCAAGCACUGCUUCCUUAUUUCGAGAUAAAUACUCAGAAUACUGCAAGGAAAAGCAGGUUCCUGCAGUAUCUGAAAGUAAAUUCAGAGAAAUUUUCGUAUCUGAAUUUAACAUAGGCUUCAAACUACCAAUAAGUGACACCUGUUCAAAAUGUGAUGGAUUUCUAAUUACAAUAAAUAACUCAGAAUUAUGUGCAGAAGUCACAGAAAAGAAACAACAAUAUGAACUGCAUCUCAAAAAGGCUGACAGAGGACAAAAUAUGAUUGCGUCUUUAACUGCUCUGGCUAAAGAAAAUUCGAAAGAGCAUCAAAUGAUAGCAGUGGAUAUGCAGCAAACGUUCCCCACACCUAAGCUAACAGUUGCUCCAGCAUUUUACAAGAGGAAAAUACGGACAUACAACUAUGGUAUCCAUGACUGUGAAUCAAAUAAGGCUUAUAUGUUUCUGUGGAGCGAGAAAGAUGGAGGACGGGGUUCAGAUGAGUUUGGGAGCUGCUUAUUGAAGUACUUGGAGAUAACGAGUCCUCAGACAAAACAUCUCCAUAUAAUCAAAGACAACUGCAAGGGUCAGGCAAAGAAUUGGACUAUUAUUGCUUUGGAAAGGUUCCUUGUUGCUACCAAAAGAUUUGAUUCUGUCCAGCAUUACUUCCCUGUGCUUCUGAAGAAGACUAUAGGUGAAAAUCUGUUUUGUGGACAUAUCUAUGGUCCAAACAUUUUCUUAACUGAUGAUUCACAAGCAGAACAAUCUGCUAUUCUCAGUUCCUUUCCUUCAUCUGAAGUUCUGCUGUGCAUCUUCCACGUGCUCCAAGCUGUUUGGAGGUGGCUAUCAAAAAGAUCAUUAUACUGGCAGAAGUCAGCGAUAUUUGAUCCUUCUAUGGUCUGUGUGCUGGGGCUGGAGGGCCUUCAGAAUAAUUAA
Messenger RNA from Schistocerca cancellata (South American locust), 1202 nucleotides. RefSeq lists its product as uncharacterized. NCBI's taxonomy places the organism in Eukaryota, Metazoa, Arthropoda, Insecta, Orthoptera, Acrididae. The coding region runs from base 141 to 1202 and encodes 353 amino acids. The record is from RefSeq and is a predicted model, not a curated record. The transcript is spliced from 4 exons.